Planococcus citri (citrus mealybug) is the source of this 2041-nucleotide messenger RNA. RefSeq names its product secretory carrier membrane protein (gene Scamp). Bases 149 to 1240 code for a protein of 363 amino acids. Gene Ontology annotation, biological process: protein transport. NCBI's taxonomy places the organism in Eukaryota, Metazoa, Arthropoda, Insecta, Hemiptera, Pseudococcidae. The transcript has 9 exons. Gene Ontology annotation, cellular component: trans-Golgi network membrane; recycling endosome membrane. The record is from RefSeq and is a predicted model, not a curated record.
UGAUAAAUGUAGUUUUAUGUAUGCGUCAUUGGUGAAUAUUUCUUUUGAGAAAAAAAUGUUUAAAUUAAUUGCUCAUUUUGUUUUAUUAUGAACGAUGUUAAAUUAGUAUAUUUGUGAAGUAAAUCUAAUAGGAAUACACUUUUGAAAAAUGUCAGCCUUUGAUGAUAAUCCGUUCGACAACGAACCGACGGUGGACAAUCCUUUUGCGGACCCAUCUGUUCAACAAAUGACCAAAAAACCUACCAAUAUUCAGCAAGGACUAGACGACUAUAAUCCGUUCGCUGAUCCUACCUCACAACAACGAGCUGGAACUGUACGCGGAGCAGCAAAUCCGCCCCCUCAAUAUGCACCUGGUGCUGGUCCAGCUGUUAUGGCUCCUACAUCUCAGGAUGUCUCAAAUACACUUCCUCCCGCUUAUAAUAAAUCCAGUCAACAAAUUCAAGCACCUACUUUAACCACUUCAGAGUUACAGCGGAGGCAAGAAGAAUUGGAUAGAAAAGCCGCCGAGUUAGAACGAAGAGAACAAGAAUUAAGAAGAAAUGAAGUAAAUGUUCGAAGAAAUAAUUGGCCUCCAUUACCAGACAAUUGCUGUUGGCAGCCGUGUUUCUAUCUCGAUAUAAAUGUAGAAAUACAGCCAGAAUUUCAGAAAAUUGUUACUCAGCUUUAUAAAUUAUGGCAAUUUCACGCCGCGCUACUUCUGGCUAAUGUAUUCGGUACGGUGUGGUUGAACCUCGUUGGUUUAGAUAUAACCGAUUUUUUCUUGUCAAUAGUUUAUAGUGCAGUAUUUAUUCCUUUAUCGUUUUUAUGUUGGUUUCGUCCUGGCUAUAAAGCAUUCAGGGAUGACAGUUCUUUCAAUUUUAUGGUUUUCUUCUUCAUUUUCUUUUUCCAAAUGGUUCUGUCAUUGAUGCAAGGACUUGGCUUUUCCGGCGGUUAUUGUGGUUUAUUGAAAGCUUUUCCGUUACUUGAUGGAGGUACCACGAAAAGGGUCCUUGUUGGUAUAAUCAUUCUGUGCAUUGCUUUGGGAUUUCUGGCAGCCGCUGCAGCCGAUUUAUAUCUAAUUUCAAAGAUUCAUCGCAUCUAUCGAAGCUCGGGAGCAAGCUUCUCAAAAGCUCAAGCCGAAUUCGCCGAAGGAUUUUUCCGCAACGAACACGUCCGCGGGGCAGCAGCUAAUGUAGCCCAAGCAGCUGUACGUCAACAAUUUGCAGCGCAGUCUCAGCAACCGCCAUCUAAUCGUUAUUGAGUCCGUUAUUAAGUUUAAAGCUGGUAAAACGUUUACGAAUUUCAAUGCACUGCAAAUUUAAUAUAAUCGAACUUUUCUGUUUAAUUUUUUUUCUCCAACAAGCUUGUACGUGUGCGUAAUAUUCAUCACGUGAACUGUUCUCGUAGAUGUCAAUUAUUACCGAUCGCUUAUUCGUUAUUAUUCUUCAUCUAAACCGUACAAAUUCUCAAUUUUCAUCAUCUUUUUCCGUUCGUAGCUUAAGUGUUUUAUUUUUUCGUGUUUUACUUCUUUGUACGUUUUGUUUCUUUCAAGCAUUACCUUACGCGGCGCCGAUAGUUGUAGAUUACUUUUUUUUUUUUGUAUAUUUUAAAUAGAUUUAUAAGAAAUAUUAUGGAUUUAUGUUAGCGAAUGUUGUUAUAUCAUUUUUGUCACUUCUAAAAUCAUUCUUUAUCGAAGUGCCACUUUUGAGUUAAAAUGUUAUAAGUACCUACGCAUAAUGGAAUUAAUUAGUUUUCACAUUUUAUUAUUCGUGCUAGUUUGAAUUAGUUAUUUAAGUUAUUAACGUAUUUUUGGCCGUUUUUUUGAUGUGAAUAUUAAUACUGAAUAAAUAUUAAUAAAAAGUGUAACCGAUUUAGUAAUUGGUACUUAUUAUUGUAAUAUGGUAAACGAUCGAUUUCAUUAUUUUAUAAUAAAACGGUGUAAUGAUUUUGUAUCAGACCAAAGAAAGUGUUAUAUUUACAACGAAUAAGUACCAAAAUUCGAAAAACGAAUACCUACCUACAUAUACCUACGCAGUUAAAAUAAAGUAAAAGAAUUACAUAA